ACUCCACUAACACUCGAACACUCGAACGGAUAGAGGAAUGGAAGCCAUGGCGCGAGCUUGGCUCCAUUCGAGGAGCACAAGUGCAGUGGCUUGUGCCGUAAAGAGCGUCGAAGGUGAGAGUUACCGAGUUGAACUUCCAGAUAAGAAGCGGAACUCGAGGGUUCUGGUUUUGGGAGGAACGGGUCGGGUUGGUGGGUCCACCGCCAUUGCUCUUAACAAGCUCUGCCCAGAUCUUCGCAUUGUCGUUGGAGGCAGAAACAGGGAAAAGGGUGCUGCCAUGGUUGGAAAACUGGGGAAGAACUCCGAGUUUUCUGAAAUCAACAUUGAUGAUGCGGAUUCACUGCAAGCAGCUUUGAGUGAUGUGGACCUUGUCAUUCAUGCUGCAGGGCCCUUUCAAAGGGCAGCAAAGUGCACUGUAUUGGAAGCUGCUAUAGAGACCAAGACAGCAUAUAUUGAUGUUUGUGAUGAUACAAGCUAUGCUCUGCGUGCAAAAUUAUUCAACAAUAGAGCACUGGCUGCAAAUAUUCCCGCCAUAACAACUGCUGGGAUCUAUCCAGGAGUGAGCAAUGUGAUGGCAGCGGAGCUAGUUCGAGCUGCUAGAAGUGAAAGCAAGGGGGAGCCUGAGAGGCUAAGGUUCUACUACUACACGGCUGGCACAGGUGGUGCAGGUCCAACAAUUUUAGCCACCAGUUUUUUACUUCUUGGAGAAGAGGUGGUUGCAUUUAACAAAGGGGAAGAAAUCAAACUAAAGCCUUACAGUGGAAUGCUGAACAUUGACUUUGGAAAAGGGAUUGGCAAGAAAGAUGUUUAUUUAUUGAAUUUGCCGGAGGUUCGCACUACUCAUGAGGUCCUUGGAAUACCGACCGUCAGUGCCCGAUUUGGAACUGCACCAUUCUUCUGGAACUGGGCAAUGGAAGCCAUGACAAAUCUUGUUCCUGUGGAAGUUCUGAGAGACAGAAGCAAAGUCCAACAGUUGGUUCAAUUGUUUGACCCUGUAGUAAGAGCAGUGGAUGGGAUUGCUGGAGAGCGAGUGUCUAUGAGGGUUGAUUUGGAGCAUACAGAUGGACGGGACACCGUUGGCAUAUUUAGUCACAGGAGGCUAUCUGUAUCAGUAGGUGUGGCAACAGCUGCCUUUGCUCUUGCAGUUCUUGAGGGAAGCACACAGCCUGGGGUUUGGUUUCCGGAAGAGCCUGAAGGAAUUGCAAUUGAGGCGAGGGAACUUCUUCUCCAUCGUGCAUCACAAGGAACGAUAAAUUUCGUAAUGAACAAGCCAGCGUGGAUGGUGGAAACAAAUCCGAAAGAGUUUGGACUUGGAAUUUACAUUUGAGAAUCCUUGGGAGGAAGACAAACUAUGGUUUGACUUCUGCACUACAUUGCAGAAGCAAAAGGUUCAGAGUUUUCCCAGAACUGGAUAUUCUUUAAUUCUUAGUUCAAACAGUGAAACAGAUUUCUACACCACUGAGCGAUUGAACAGGCUUUACAGGACAUGGAUGCUGCUUGUUUUUCAUAUGAAAAUGAGGAAUACGAUGUAAAUUUUAGUUUAACUACAUUCACAAAGCAGUUUUUACUGGUAAUUGUUUGAAGAACAUGUAACAAACCAUUCUCAAUGAGCAAUGGUUAAAUAUUUUUCUUCUCA
Tripterygium wilfordii is the source of this 1636-nucleotide messenger RNA. RefSeq lists its product as uncharacterized. The record is from RefSeq and is a predicted model, not a curated record. The coding region runs from base 38 to 1327 and encodes 429 amino acids. Lineage: Eukaryota; Viridiplantae; Streptophyta; Magnoliopsida; Celastrales; Celastraceae. The transcript is spliced from 13 exons.